Messenger RNA from Venustampulla echinocandica, 930 nucleotides. RefSeq lists its product as uncharacterized. Bases 1 to 930 code for a protein of 309 amino acids. The transcript has 2 exons. The record is from RefSeq and is a predicted model, not a curated record. Lineage: Eukaryota; Fungi; Ascomycota; Leotiomycetes; Helotiales; Pleuroascaceae.
AUGAAGACCACUACUUUUGCACUUGGGUUCAUGAUGAGCUACACUUGCGGAACAGCCUUUGCACUUCCCUCUGAUCUACCAAACACUUCGGUCUCUACUAGUCCGUUCCACGAUUGCGUCAGUUCUGGCAAAGGGUUCAAUGAGUGCCGCGCACAAAGUCGAGGUUUUAAGCGAGAUGCACCAACCUCCACCAGCCCCUUUCACGACUGUAUGGACAAGCCAGAUGCUACUCUGGCGAAGUGCACCACUUCGGCAGGACUCGUACCACGAUCAGCUGAUUUUCGAUCUAAAGCUGAAGCUGAUGGGGAUCUUGAGACCCGCGACUUGGUACUUACCGAACGGAAACUCGAUAUCAAUUUCAAGGGAUUUAUCGAUGAUUUGGGUCACAAACUAGGAGGAUCUGAACAAUGCUACUCGGUCAAUAACCUCGGCCGCACUAGCUGGCUCACAAACACUGCAGUCUCAGCCUUGAAAGGGGAGGCUUGUACUUUUGCAGUCAACCAGGCCCUUGCAGCAACUGGGAAUGGAAUUGGAAAGUACACUGACACCAAGUCUGGUUUUUACAUGGGAAAUUUCGGACCGGUUGUGAGCCCGAAGGUCAAAUUUUUUAUGACCGUUCUGCUUACAGGGGCGGAUCUUGCGGGUAUCAAGGACGUCAAAGAGUUCGCUAUUGAUCUGUGCACUAAGGGUGUUGACCGCUUGACCGGCGAUCCAGGAUGUGUCUCAGAGAGAAAGGUGGGGAAGAAGGUUUCGCAUAUGUCUGUAAACGGUGGCGAGUUCGACUGGGCACUUGUUACUGGCGACAAACCCAACAACAAACCCGAAUACGACAACGCAGGUGUUUGCACAAACUGCAUAAUGACUCUGGUUAUGGAGGCUGCUAACAAGGUCAACAAGGAUGGUAAAACUCCCGUACCUAUUGACCAGUAG